Molecule: messenger RNA, 1630 nt
Organism: Emys orbicularis (European pond turtle)
Lineage: Eukaryota; Metazoa; Chordata; Testudines; Emydidae
Gene: SAMD8
Product: sterile alpha motif domain containing 8
Exons: 5
Coding region: 12-1256 (414 amino acids)
Biological process (GO): ceramide biosynthetic process
Cellular component (GO): endoplasmic reticulum membrane; plasma membrane; Golgi membrane
Molecular function (GO): sphingomyelin synthase activity; ceramide cholinephosphotransferase activity; protein binding
Source: RefSeq, a predicted model, not a curated record
AGAGUAAGACAAUGGCAGGCAACAACCAGCUUUGCAUCCGACGUUGGACUACUAAGAACGUAGCCAAAUGGCUAAAGGAAGAAGGCUUCUGCGAGUAUGUGGACGUUUUGUGCAAUAGACACAGACUGGAUGGAAUUACAUUAUUGACACUGACUGAAUAUGAUUUGCGAUCUCCUCCUUUGGAAAUCAAAGUCCUGGGGGAUAUCAAAAGAUUAAUGUUGUCGAUACGCAAAUUGCAGAAACAGCAUAUUGAGGUUUUAGAAGAGUUGGGUUACAACAGCGAUAGUCCCAUUGGCACAAUGUCUCCUACCGUUGGCUCCCUUCAAGAUACGGAUUGGUUUUGUAAUGGUGAAGUACCACGGGACUGUGGACCAGUUACUGACCUGAAUGCUGAUCAGUAUCAAUACACAAAUGGGAAAAACAAACAUCCUAUGCGAAGACUGGACCCUGAGUACUGGAAAACAGUCUUAAGUUGUAUAUAUGUUUUCAUAGUGUUUGGCUUUACAUCAUUUGUCAUGGUUAUAGUACAUGAGCGCGUACCUGACAUGCAGACAUAUCCACCGCUACCAGACAUAUUUCUAGACAGUGUUCCUAGGAUACCUUGGGCCUUUGCCAUGACUGAAGUGUGUGGUGUGAUUCUCUGCUACAUUUGGCUCCUGGUUCUCCUCCUUCACAGACACAGGUCUAUACUCUUACGCAGAUUGUGUAGCUUAAUGGGGACAGUGUUCUUGUUGCGUUGCUUUACAAUGUUUGUUACCUCACUCUCUGUGCCAGGCCAGCAUCUGCAGUGUUCCGGAAAGUUGUAUGGCAACGUGUGGGCAAAACUUCAGCGAGCAUUUGCAAUAUGGAGUGGUUUUGGAAUGACACUCACUGGAGUACAUACAUGUGGAGACUACAUGUUCAGUGGCCAUACUGUUGUCCUGACUAUGCUGAACUUCUUUGUCACUGAAUAUACACCAAGAAGCUGGAACUUCUUACAUACUUUAUCCUGGGUCCUGAAUCUCUUUGGAAUCUUCUUCAUUUUGGCUGCACAUGAACAUUACUCUAUAGAUGUCUUCAUUGCCUUCUACAUCACUACAAGACUCUUUUUGUACUACCACACAUUGGCUAAUACCAGAGCAUAUCAGCAGAGUAGGAGAGCGAGAAUCUGGUUUCCAAUGUUUUCUUUUUUUGAAUGCAAUGUUAAUGGUACAGUUCCUAAUGAGUAUUGCUGGCCCUUUUCAAAACCUACAAUAAUGAGAAGGUUAAUUGGAUGAAGAGUACCUAGUUUAAUCUAAGUUAGUAUGAAGUAUUCGUAACAAAUCUCUACAGAACUAACUGAAAAAAUAAGAAAAUAACUGUUUGCAUCCCUGUGGUCUCAUGCCCCACUUCUUAGAUUCUCAGUCACAAAGUUGGGAUUUCCAUACUUCACAAGGUAGUAAUAGAAACUAAAGCUAGGAGGAUAAGUAGAGGCUGCCCCAUAGAUCAUUAUGAAUCUGAAAUAGAGAAGUCGUCAUUACCAUUGGCAUGAUUCUACAAAAAUGCUUUAGGGUAGAGAAUAACUUACACUUUUAAUGUAUGCUUUACCGGACUUGCUGUUUUGAGGUCCAGAUGAUCUCUGGUACCUUGAAUGUUUGCCUGUACAAAUAAU